GCUUUGUAGGACUGGUGGCUGGUGAAUCUUGACAGUCAUCAAUGUUUCACAGAAACGAAGAUCUCGUGAAAGAUGUAGUUCAUUUAAGAAAUCAAUUAAGGAUAACGGAGAUCAAUUUGCAGUCUGUGGGGGAACAGCUGAGUGGCAGCACCAGCUCACACUCAGACCACAGUCCUCAGCGCGAUCAACCAGGUGGCCUGACACUGGAAGACCUCCAGCAGCCUGAUGUCACUCAGCCACCAACAAGCACUCCCACUGUCCCAGAGACCUCAGUUGGGAUGGCUGAACAGAAGGCCAGUGGCAGUGCAUCACUCACAGACCCCAGGCCACCCUCAGCCAGGGAUGCUGAGAUGGAAAACCAUCAGCUCAGGAGGACGCUCAGCAGCAUCCGUGAGGAGAACUCCUGUCUGGUGCUGGAGAACCAGAAGCUGGCCAACGAACUGGAGGCUGUACAGCUUGAACUUGCUGGCUCCAAGACCAAGAUCCGGCUUCUGGGCACCACCAUCGGCUCCAAGACCUCCAGUGUGUCAGUGAUGAAGGAGCAAAUACUGGGCUUGGAGGCUGAGGUGGAAGCCCAUGCCAAUGCACUCAGGGCGGCAGAGCAGAGGCUGGAGGAGAGUCAGCAGGCGGUGGUCAUGAGCAGCAGACUGGUCAACAAGCUGAAAGAUGAGCUCAAGUCUGUCAAAGCUGAAUUAGCACAGAGAACCAGUAAAGGGAAAAGAGCUGAGCAGCAAAGGAAUGAAGCUCUCCGUAAUGCUGAGAAGCUGACAGUGGCUUUUAAAGAAUACAAAGAAAACGUUUCAGAAAAACUCCAGAAGGUCAUUGAAAAUGAGGUCAAACUGAAGGAGAGCCUGAUUGAGUGUGACAGGGAGAGAGAAGAGCUGGAAUGCAAGUGUUCUAAGCUGGAGCAGGAGCAGGCAGAUAUGACUCAGCUGAUCCAGCAGCUGAAGGAAAACUCCAGUAAGAUGCAGGCGGUGAGUGUGGAGAAUGCGGCUGUGAAAAGGGAGAACAGAGACCUGCGUGCCCACAGCGCCUCGCAGGAGCAGAAGCUGGCCCGCUGCCUGCGGGAGGCGGAGGAGAGCCGGGCGGAGCUGGCCAGCCUGGAGGCCAUCCUCAGCCUGCUGCACCUGCGAGAGGGUGAAGGCGGAGCUCUGUGUGCAAAGCCAUGUAUCCUGCCUCCUGUGCCACACCCAUCAGAGAGUGCCCUCCAUGACAACCGGCCAGGGGAGCGGUACCAGCAGCUGCUGCCCGCCCUGCAGGCGCUGGAGCAGGAGAGGAGCAGGCAGGCAAGCCUGGUGUCGAACCUGCAGGAGAGGCUGAGCAGGGCCCAGGAGGAGAUCUCCACCCUGCAGUGCAGCAUGGCCCAGCGGGCCAGCCACUUCCAGCACAUCCACAACGAGCUGAUGGAGAAGGCCAACGAGGCCACCCAGCUGGAGAGGGAGACGAAAAAGAAGAACACCCGGCUAACAGCCUUGGAGAAGCAGUUGCAUGAGAAGACCACGGCUUACUCAUCGGCUGCAGUGAAGAACUGCGAGUUGGAGCAGACUCUGCUGGAAAAGACCUACCGUGUCCAGCACUUAGAAUCCCUCUUAAGCAAAAAGCAGAAGGACUACCAGCAGGCUCUGGAGAAGUCCAAGAAAGCAAGUUUUGAGCAGGUCAAGCAACUCCAGGACCAAAUAGAACUGCUGCAGCUGUCUCUGGGUCAGAAGCAGGCACAGGUGCUGCAGCUGGAGCAGGGCCUGUCUGUGGCACAGCAGGAGAAGCAGGACGCCCUGCGCAGAGUCGACCUCCUGCAGGCUUCCCUGUCCCAGGCCGCACAGGAGAAGGAGAUGAAGGUGAUACAGAUGGAGAAAGCUGUGAAGCAUUUUGAAGAGCAGGCUUCAGAAUCUGCGGCCAAGGUCAGGAGUCUGGAGACGGCACUUUCGUCAUGCAGGAAUGAACUGAACAUCUAUCUGCAGCAGAUGGAGGAGGCCAAGGUGCAAUAUGAGAAGCAGAUCGAGGUCAAGUCUAAAGAGGUGGUGACCCUGGAGGAGGAGAUAAGGAGCGACGCUCUGGCCUCCAAGGCUUCUGACAAACACAUCAUGCAGCUACAGUACACCCUGCAGCAGCAGCAGACCAUGCUACUGGAGAGCAGCGCCAGGGUCUCUGAGCUGGAGGACAGCCAGGCCCAGCUGCAGAAACAGGUUUCACAGCUGGAGCAGCAGCUGGAGGUGGAGAGGGCGGUGACCGCCCAGGAGCUGCAGAGGAGAGCGCAGGAGACCAGCCGGGAGGUGCAGACAAAGGAGAGAGAGAGAGACAAGCUCAAUGAAUCCCUCGCGCAGCUGAAGGCGGAGAUGAGCAAGACGCGGGACGAGCUGACGCAGAUGGAGAAGGAGCUGCUUCUGCUGCGGAGAGACAGCAGCGCCAAGGCCUCCCAGAUCAGCCAGAUGGAGGAGAUGCUGCAGGAGACCCAGGGCCUGCUGGAGAAGAAGUCAGAGAUGGUGAUGGACCUGGAGGAGAAGCUGCACCGCAGCGAGAUGGACCGCCGCAACUCGCUGCAGCAGACGCAGCUGCUGGAGAGCCAGCUGAGCAGCGUGCGGGGCGAGCUGGCCGACACGCGCGGCCACCUGCAGACGCUGCAGGACGUGCUGCAGCAGACGCAGCUGGCCUGCGAGGAGCACGUCGUCGCCAAGGAGAGGCUGGCCGAGGACCUCAGUGAGAGCCAGAGGGAGCUGGAGGAACGUACCCACGAGAUCCUGGACAUGGACACGGCACUCCGGGAAAGACAGGAAGAGCUGCAGAAGAGAGCACUCCAGUUCAGCCAGCUGGACAUGAACAUCAAAGAAUACAAGCAAGAGAUGCAGGAGAAGGUCCUCAACCUACAGAAGGCACUGGAGAAGUCGGAAAAAGAGCUUCAGGAGCGUACCAAGCAUGUGGAGUUCCUCAGCGAGCAGUUAGAGAUGGCCAAGUCGCAGCUUCAGGGGAAGGACAGCCUAGAAAAGGAUGCUCGAGAGCAAGGCCAGCAGCUGCGUCUGUGUCGUGAGCAGCUGCAGACGACUGCGCAGGAACUGCAAGAGACACGCAGUCGCUGUGACAGCCUCGCCAGGGAGCUCGACAGUAACAGCCAGCUGCUCCAUGAGAGGGACGCCGAGCUGAGGCAGGUGGUGCAGGAGCUGGCGGCGGUGGAGGUCCGGGCGGCCCGCAGGGAGGCGGACCUGCAGGCCACAGUGGCCUCCCUGAAGAACGAGCUGGAGCGUCUGAAGGAGGAGCACCGCAAGGAGCUCUCGGCUCACCAGCAGAGUCGGACCCAGCUGCUCAAGUUUUCAAAGUCUGGCAAAGGGGCAGCUCGAGUUGAGCAGCUGGCUGAGCAGCUGAAGGUGAAGGAUGUCCAGCUGGAGGAGGCCCAGCGGCAAGUCAGCAGCCUUCAGGACCAGCUGCAGAAAGCAGGCGAUGCUCUGCUGCUCAAGGAGUCUGAGAUCACGCGCCUCCGGACUAAGAUCUCCAGCUAUGACAGAAGUGCGGAGCUGCAGACUGCCCCGCAGAAGCAGACUGCCCCGCAGAAGCAGACUGCCCCGCAGAAGCAGACUGCCCCGCGGCAGCGUGAAUCUGUUCCACAGAUCACCCCACAGGAGCCUGAACCCGCUCCACAGAAGGCCCCCCAGCAGCGCGAGCCUCUUCCCCAGCCGGAGGCUGCACCGUCCAGCCUCCAGGAAGAGCAAGGUGACUCCUCCAUCUGGGCGGACGAUGACUUUGUGGACCUCGGCCAGAACAUGCAGGACAGCGCAGAGGCCCCCUACAACUGGCAGGGUCAGAGCCAGCUGGAGGCCACCUCCUCCGAAGCCUCCUUCAACCCCUUCACCUACAUGGCCAACGAGGACACGGUUGAGGAGUCCUCCAGCCAGCAUUCACAGGACUUUGAUUUCAGAGACGCACUGAGUUUCUUCAGGCUCUCCAUGGGAGAGAACCCCUCUCAAUGGACGUCCAGCUCAGACACUGAGAGCUCGCCUCAGGAACAGCAGGGAGACCUAAGGGAAGAGGACCAGUAUUCUCCAGGGGACAUAUAACACAACGACUGUAUGGACAAAAACAAUUGUAGCCAGUGGUAAUUGACUUUCACACUUUCCUGUCUGUAAAAACAAAAUUGUUCCUGUGCCUUUUUUUUUUUAACUUUGAAAGUGCGUUAUCAGAACUGAAUGAACUUGACUUGAACACCGUCUGUGCAAAUGCAAAUUUGCAGAUUUCCCCUGAACUUGUUUCUUGUUUGUUGAAUUCACAACUAGAUUGCGUUAAUCAGAUUCCUGGAGCUGUUGUGUCUAAAAGAGAUGUAGGAUCUAAAUGAUUGUACUGAAAACAGGUGUAUGUUUACAGAAUUUUCCUGUUGUCUCUAUCAACAGCAAGAAGUUUUGUGAAAUCAAAACUUUGUUCCACCAGCAAAUAACCCUAAAACAAUUUUCCCAUUGGACAUUAGUUUAGUCUAAUUUGACCUAUCAGCAAGAGGAUUUUGUAGUAAAUUGAACAUGUAAACCCAGGCCAGAGAGUGUAGCAGAAUGAAUUUUAGAGUUGAUAAAAAAUCUAUUUCCAUCUCAGGUUUAUAUUGUCAGAGGCCAUAAUGGCAGUCAGCCUUUUAACUCUAGGCCAUUCAAACUCAAA
Molecule: messenger RNA, 4629 nt
Organism: Megalops cyprinoides (Indo-Pacific tarpon)
Lineage: Eukaryota; Metazoa; Chordata; Actinopteri; Elopiformes; Megalopidae
Gene: ccdc18
Product: coiled-coil domain containing 18
Exons: 27
Coding region: 42-4043 (1333 amino acids)
Source: RefSeq, a predicted model, not a curated record